UGUUAGCUUUUAGUUGGUGGUCUGUCCAUUCAUCUAAUGCACCAAAUAUACCUCCAUAUUAACACCACCACCCUCAUCCAUCUUUUCCGGCCCCGGACUUCUACCAUGGGAACCACCGUCCAGAUCAUCAGAACUUCCAUCCAUACUUUCCUCCACCACUACAAUUUCUUCUCAGCCGCUGCCAUUUUAGCACUCCCAUUCUCUGCUUCACUUCUCCUUUCUUCCUCCUCCCUUCUCCCUGAUUCCCUCUCCGUCCAUUCCCGACUCCGGUUACUUUUUGACGCCGCCGGAUUCCCCCCUCAAUCGGAAUUCUUUUCCAUUCUCAACCUCAAACUCUCCCAAACCAUCACCUCUUCAAUCCUAGUCCUGCCCUUUACCCUCUCUUUCCUCCUCAUCGCUAAAGCAUCCGUAAUCCAAUCCCUUAACAUCCGCCGUAAACCACCACCCUCCCUCGUCCGAAUCUUCAUUUCCAUCUUUGAAACACAGAUUUGGAACACCUUGGUAAUCAUAUCCGCAAACGCCACUUGCUUUUGGGUCCUUUUUAUUGCCUUCAACUGCUUGGAAAACCUCCAUAUUCCCUCCCUAUUCUUCACCGUCGUCGGAGGAAUCACAUAUUCCAUCAUCAUCGCCAAUGCCCUGAUCAUGUGCAACCUGGCACUAAUCCUCUCCGGAAUGGAACUCAACGGUGGGUUCAUCUCCAUUCUCAAAGCUUGUGUGAUGAUCAGAGGAAGAACUUCAAUCGCUCUGUCAUUAGCUCUGCCAAUUAACAUGGCGUUGGCCGGAAUCGAAGCCCUCUUCCAGUUCCGGGUAGUCAAAGCUUACUCCGAUUCCGGGAUGAACAAACCCACUUCACCCAUGGUGCUAGAAGGAUUGUUCAUUGCUUAUUUGUACUCCAUUCUCAUCAUAAUCGACGCCAUAACUGGGUGUGUGUUCUUCAAAAGCUGCAAAAUAGCUUACGAUCAGAACACGGUGGAUCAUGAAGCAGGUAGGAUCAGAUUCAAGGAAGAAGACGAUGAAUUUGCAUUGAUUGAGUAAGGACUUCUGAUUGUUUCAUGUUAUAUGCACAACUGUCGUUAGUUUGGUUCAAAUGGGUC
This is a messenger RNA of Cynara cardunculus var. scolymus (artichoke), 1094 nucleotides long. RefSeq lists its product as uncharacterized. The record is from RefSeq and is a predicted model, not a curated record. The coding region runs from base 37 to 1035 and encodes 332 amino acids. The transcript has 2 exons. NCBI's taxonomy places the organism in Eukaryota, Viridiplantae, Streptophyta, Magnoliopsida, Asterales, Asteraceae.